AUGGCGUUUUCUGCAUUCCAACUACGCUUUGUACAGCUCCUUCUGGUCGUGUUGGGGGUCGCCUUCAUCCUCUUCCAGCUACAACCAAGCACUCACAAGGAAACCGCCCCCACCCAGGCGGCCUGGAGCGGCCCUGAUUGGGAUAACUUUGAUGACAUCAGAAACGAGACUCUUGGGGUUCAAAAAGUAUUCGCCAUUAACCUUGCCAGCCGGCCUGACAAGCGGGACAAUAUUGUUCUGGGCUCAUCACUCAGUAAUUUCCACGUCGAAUGGAUAGACGGUGUGACUCCGGAUGAAAUAGAUAAUAAAUCCUAUCCAUAUAACUGGAAUCAUGACCAGAAACGAACCGAGUAUGCUGCCCGACGGGCGCAUGUCAACGGACUCCAGCAAAUGAUCCAGGGUGGAUUGACCAGUGCUAUUAUUAUGGAAGAUGAUGCCGACUGGGAUGUAUCACUCAAACUCCAGCUUCAGAGCUUCGCCCACGCAGUUCGAGCGCUCCAGCUCCAGGAUACCCAAAAGAUUCCAACCCAGUCACCAUACGGUGACAACUGGGACAUCCUAUGGUUAGGCCACUGUGGUGUAUCAUGUAAAACCGACCUGCCAUUUUAUCUCACGCCGAACGACCCUACUAUCCCAAUGCCCCGUCACUUUCGCCCGCUGUGGCGCGACUCUCCGAUGUUCGAGGGCCACGAGAGACCCGACCACAGUCGACUUGUGUGCACAGCAAGCGACGCAGUCUGCUCAAUGUUUUAUGCCGUGAGCUACCGUGGUGCGCAACGGAUCCUGACAGCCCUAUCGGUCAACCCCUCUGGUCUUGCAGAGGAGAUUAAUAUCGGUGCCCAGUUUGACAUCUCACUCGGACGCAUGUGCGGUAAUGGUUAUUUGCGGUGCUUUGCGCCUUACCCGUCGAUUACGGGUGGUUUCCGUCAGGCAGGACCAAAAGCAAAGUCUUCCGAUAUUCAUGAUAAGACUGGUGAGCAAGCAGGCUUCUCUAGCUCGGGGGUGAUGUAUAGCAUAAUGCUCAAUAUCAACCGUAUCCUAAAAGGGGAGCGGACUGUUCAUGCAACAUGGGACGAUGUGGAUGUGUUGGAUGUCGUUCCUGGGGAUAUCACAAUGGAACAGGGGGCUAUUUACGGUAUCUAA
Penicillium robsamsonii is the source of this 1143-nucleotide messenger RNA. RefSeq lists its product as uncharacterized. Bases 1 to 1143 code for a protein of 380 amino acids. NCBI's taxonomy places the organism in Eukaryota, Fungi, Ascomycota, Eurotiomycetes, Eurotiales, Aspergillaceae. The record is from RefSeq and is a predicted model, not a curated record. The transcript is spliced from 4 exons.